AUGGCUCUGCCAACUCCAGUGUUGAUUGAAGACUCGGACCUCACAAGCUGGGAAUGGAUCGGCUUCGGGGGGUUUGGAGAAAUCUACAAAGCCAAGCAUCCGCUGUGGGACUACGAAGUGGCCAUUAAGCUGCUUCAUAAUGAUGGCGGAGACAGGACCAGUUGUUUGCUGCGGGAGGUCAGAAUGAUGCUUCGAGGAAGCAGCAAGCAUGUUAUGCAGGUCCUUGGCGUCUUCAUUGGUCGAUCACCGAAAUCUGGACCAUCAGAACAGCUGGGUCUGGUCAUGAAGUACAUGGAGAAAGGAUCUCUGGAAUCCCUACAGAAACAUUUAGACGGAGUUCAACAGUUACCGCUGGUCUUCAGGCUGGCUCACCAGGUGGCUCUGGGGAUAAACUUCCUCCACAGCCUCCCCACUCCCCUCCUCCACCAUGACCUGAAGCCCAGCAACGUGCUGCUGGACUCGGAUCUCAAUGUCAAGCUCACAGAUUUUGGCCUUUCUAAGGCUAGUCAGACUCAGGCUCAGGUUUCCAAGAAGGAUUUAGAAGACGAGGGAGGGACGACCAACUACAUGCCACCGGAGGCUUUUGGAUUAAAUUACAAACCUUCAAGAGCCUUUGAUAUCUACAGCUAUGGUAUCCUGCUGUGGUCCAUCGCCACAGGGAAACAACCGUAUGCACAUGCACCCCCCAGCGUUGUGGUGGUCCUGAUCCCCAAGGGACACCGACCAUCGUUGGACGAGCUCAGCAAACAGGCGGAGCUGAGUGGACUGAUGGAGCUCAUGGAAAAAUGUUGGGAGACCAGUCCCACCCAAAGACCCUCAUCCUCUGAUUGUACAAAGAUCACAGAGAAACUGUAUCAGACGCACGAACAUGGAAUUAAUGAGGCUGUCCAUGAAGUGCUGAAGAAACUGAGAAAUACUAGAGACCCUCCCGAACUCAGUCUCCCAGGAUGCCGCAUGUCCUUUGUUCCGGAGCACUUCACACAGAGGCUGGCUCACCAGGUGGCUCUUGGGAUAAACUUCCUCCACAGCCUCCCCACUCCCCUCCUCCACCAUGACCUGAAGCCCAACAACGUGCUGCUGGACUCGGAUAUCAAUGUCAAGCUCACAGAUUUUGGCCUUUCUAAGCCUAGUCAGACUUGGGCUCAGUUUUCCAAGAAGGAUAAAGGAGACGGGGGAGGGACGAUCAUCUUCAUGCCACCGGAGGCUUUUGGCCUAAACUACAAACCUUCACGAACCUAUGAUAUCUACAGCUUUGGUAUCCUGCUGUGGUCCAUCGCCACAGGGGAACAACCGUAUGCACCCUACUGCAUAGAACUAGAGGCCCAUGCAUGA
This is a messenger RNA of Limanda limanda (common dab), 1332 nucleotides long. RefSeq names its product receptor-interacting serine/threonine-protein kinase 3-like. Lineage: Eukaryota; Metazoa; Chordata; Actinopteri; Pleuronectiformes; Pleuronectidae. The transcript is spliced from 12 exons. Gene Ontology annotation, molecular function: JUN kinase kinase kinase activity; ATP binding. The coding region runs from base 1 to 1332 and encodes 443 amino acids. The record is from RefSeq and is a predicted model, not a curated record. Gene Ontology annotation, biological process: protein phosphorylation.